Messenger RNA from Opisthorchis viverrini, 1247 nucleotides. RefSeq lists its product as hypothetical. The record is from RefSeq and is a predicted model, not a curated record. Lineage: Eukaryota; Metazoa; Platyhelminthes; Trematoda; Opisthorchiida; Opisthorchiidae. The transcript has 9 exons. Bases 6 to 1172 code for a protein of 388 amino acids.
CUCUCAUGCAGACACCACCGGACCAGCUGGGAUUCACCCCGUUGAACCAAACCUACCAACUUGAAAGUUCACCCAGUUUACCUGAAACCAACGCGUUUACUACACCGGCCCAGUACUCAUUCACCGACGUGCAAUGCACUCCAUCUCCCAUCAGACGAGUGUCUCCUGUCCCCCAGUCAACUUCGACGCCAGAAAGUGGCCCACCUACCCAAAUUGUUCAGGCCGCAGAAAAGGAUCUGGUGGCAACGACGUUACACGAUGUGAUCACCAGGUCAUCACUUUCUCCCAAGUCAUUGAAGCGUCGUAUGCGUCGCCAAAUCAUUGGGCGUCGUAGUGGUGGUAGUUGUAAUGGAUCGCAGCCUGGUGUCACUACUGUAUCCCAAAUUCCCGGUUCCUGUGAUUGUUUGACCAGUAGGACACUCCUCAGGAGAAUGGCUCAUCUGGAGCGAAUCGUGAAGCAGCUGCAAAACGAAGUUAAUGAGCUGAAAAACAUCAAGUCAGAGAAAAGCACUGAUAAACCGAUCGCGGAAAUGGAGACGAAAAACCUCAGUGACCAUGAUCGUUUGUUGUUCAACCCUUCAGAAACGGAUAUUGAAAAUACUGCGGAACCCAAAGAAGGACUUGAAGGAUCUUCCGCUACGUUCGCCGCACCCGUCCCUUCUGUUCCUGGAAAACCACCCCGCUACACCGAAGAGCUCCUGCGCAGUGCAAAGCCAGGCGGAUUACGUGAACGGGUUCUUCGCCGAUGCUUGUCCCCUAUUCAGGUUACUCCUCACAGCGGUGUGAAGCCGACGCACCCAAGUGAACGCCUGUUGUGGAGUGUACAACCACGUCACGCAGCUAGCCAUCUACCACUUUCCAUUCCGCCAACUCCCUCCAAUACUGAAGAGUCUUCAGCCCCGAAUCGGCAUCUUUUGUUGUCUGCUGGAUCGACCGGCCUCUGUGAUUGCGCUGAUGGACAUUCCAUUUCUUCGGCUCCGCUAAACCCGUCCAAUGCUGAAGAGGCUCCCGUUCCGAUUGAGCAUCUCCUCCGAAGUGCCAAACCGGGCGGCUUUCGGGAACGAAUCCUCCGACGGUGUUUAUCACCCACUCCGUUCGCAACACCUCGUUCAGAUGCAAAGCAUCCGAAGCACAACUCCACAACCUCACAGAAAAAGGUCACUUUUCUAUGAUCUUCCCGUUUCCCGUCCGAUUCCCGUAUCCUCAACGUAUGAUGCUCACCUGUACUAAUCUAAACUACUUGUUCC